AUGCAUUUCAGCGCUGCUCUCAUCGCCGCUCUGGCAUCUGGCGCCCUUGCUGCUCCCGCUCCUCAGGGCAACGUUGCCGGCGGUCUCCUCAAGACUGCCACUGGCGCUGCCAGCGGAAAGGGUGGCCCUCUCGGUGCCCUCGGAGGCCUCGGCGGUGUCGCCAGGCGUCAAUACGGAUACGGCAACGACAAGAAGCCGGCCACCUACGGCGAGGCAAAGCCAGUCUACCACGAGGACAAGCCGGUCUACCACGAGGACAAGCCUGUCUAUAAGCCAACCCCGGUCUAUGAGUCCAAGCCAGUCUACGAGCCAAAGGAGACCUACCCAGCCAAGGAGGCCUACCCUGUGUACAAGCCAGAAGACAAGCCAUACCCAGUGCAGGACAAGCCAGCCUACCCAACUCUGACCCACUACUACGACCCAGCCAAGCCAACCUACGAUGCCGCGGCUGCCUACCCCAAGGGCCGUGCUGAGCCUCUCUACCCAGAGGAGGAUCUUCCAGAGGUCCCACUCCCAGACGAGGUGGAGCCACCGGUCGACGAUGAGGCCGACGAGGUUCCAGAUGUUGUCGACCCAACUGACGACGACGAGGUGAUUGUCGACGAGCCUGCCAACAACGGAACUGCCAUUGCCAGCCAGUGCGGUGUCGGCAACGCCGUCUCUUGCUGCAACACUGCCAGCGAAGGUUCAGCUCUCAGCCUUGUCCUUGGUGGCUCUUGCUCUCUCCAGAUCCCAGUCCUCGCCGCUGCUCUCGGAAACGGCUGCAACGCUGGAAACAGCUUCUGCUGCCCUACCACCCAAAACGGUGACAUCAACGUUGGUCUUCCUUGCAUCCCGAUCAACAUCUAAGCUUGAACUGGCGACAAAGACAAUUUACGGCCUACUGUAUCACCACGACAACUACUCUCUACGAUCACUGAUCUAUGAGCCAUUCGGCAGUAUGGCUGGGGCGCCAAAGAUGAUGAGCUUGAUGAACAGUAUCUGUGUACAUAUUGCUAGAUUAUUGUUCUCUGCGUGGCGUAAUAGAGAGACUUGCUUGUAUUCAUUUUCUUUUGUUUCGUGCGACUGAAAUUCUUACCAGAGC
Messenger RNA from Cercospora beticola, 1084 nucleotides. The record is from RefSeq and is a predicted model, not a curated record. NCBI's taxonomy places the organism in Eukaryota, Fungi, Ascomycota, Dothideomycetes, Mycosphaerellales, Mycosphaerellaceae.